AUUUAAAUACCGCAAGAUUCGAGCACAACGCACGCUUGGCAAUGGAUUGUACUAACGUGGGUCAAAUAGCUGGUCUUCGAUAUGGAUUCUACAGUCCUGAUGAAAUCAGAAGGUUGUCAGUUCGCAAGGUAACAAAUGACAUGGCUUUCGACAAAUUUACUGGUCGUGGGGUAGAUGGAGGGCUUCAUGACGUAAAUUUCGGAGUCAUUGGCUACAGCGAGACCUGUGCACACUGCAGCAUGGAUUUUGCAGAUUGUCCGGGUCAUUGUGGUCAUAUCGAGUUUUCGAAACCAGUAUUCAACCCUUUCAUGUUUGAUGUGUUGUACAAAAUUGUGAAGUCUUUCUGCUUUGGGUGCUUUCGCUUAUACAGUGCAGAGUAUCUUGCUUCAGCCUUAUAUCUACUUGGAGCACCAGUCAGUAAGCUUCCCGGCAAACUGAAAGCUCUUGAAAUUAAAGAGUUGGAAGGAUUAUCAGGCGAUGAUUUGCGCCAAGUGGCGAUUAGAAACUUAGCUACAAGACCUCGUGCCCCUUGCAAGUUGUGCGGUAGCGGGUCUUGGGGUCUAAGGCACAUUAGUAAACAACAGUUAGUUCUCCACCCAAUCUCUAUUGCUGGCGGUAACCGUUCAAAGGCAAAAAUGAAAGAGGAAUUGGAAGAAGAUUGUAGUGAUCUUCUUGAGGGCUGCAAAGUGGAAGACCAACGCAUGGAACAAAAGUUAUCUAUGUUUAUCGACAUGUCUGAUGGAAGUGAAGUUAGCAAAGCAGAAGCUGUUUACACGACAAACUUAUCCACUGCUCGCAAUAUGCUGUCUGAAGCAAUAAAAAGUCAACAACACUCCAAAGAAAUAUGUUUCCCGCCUGAGAUGAUCCGUAUAAUGCUGAGAUGUCUGUGGGCCCAUGACGGGGAUCUUUUAGUACUGUUAUUUCCUAUGCUUAAAGCCGCACGAUUAAACCACACGUUUCCUACAGACGUAUUUUUUAUGGAUAAUGUUCUGUUGUCUCCUUCUCUUUGUCGUUGGCCACGGCAUGUUGGGAAUUUGGUUUAUGAGCAUCCGGAGACUGCUGUUUAUGUCCGUAUUGUAAAACGAGCCCAAUGUUUACACAAUAUCGUAGAGUUUAUCCGUCAACGCAAUGAAGUGAGCAAUUCUGCUGAUGUAAAUAAACCUCCAGAACCAAAGUCCACAACUAGUGAUGGCGAUUUGAUUGAUGAUGCACAAUCAGAUGGUGCACUGAAACUUGCAACUGUGCUUCUCCAAGCAGCUGUUAAUGGAAUAUACGAUAUGAGUAUGGCAAUCACACCUCUAGGAUUAGAGUCCAGAAGUGGAAUCAGCAGUAACGCAGUUCGACUACCCGGUCUAAGACAACGUUUAGAAAGAAAAGAAGGUCUCUUCCGUAUGCACAUGAUGGGAAAACGUGUUAAUUUCGCAUGCCGUUCUGUUAUUAGUCCGGAUCCAAAUCUCAGUGUUACUGAGGUUGGAGUACCGUUAUUUUUCGCAUUCCGUCUAACAUUCCCAACACCAGUAACAAAAUUCAAUUUAGUCCAUUUACGUCAAUUAGUAAUGAAUGGACCAAAUAACUAUCCAGGAGCUACAAGUAUUCAAUUUUCAAAUGGUAUCAUUACUAUGCUGCCACCAAAUGAUACUCCACAGGCUAAAAAGAAACGUGAAAUGUUAGCUUUGCGGUUAAAACCACUUAUUUCGGGUAAAGAUAACAUACCUAUCAUUGUUAAUCGUCAUCUACUUGAUGGUGAUAUGCUUAUUAUGAACAGACAACCAACCCUUCAUCGGCCUUCAAUGCAAGCACAUCGUGUUCGAAUAAUAAAGUGCGCUGGAGCAAAAACCCUCCGAUUACACUAUUCAAAUUGUAAGGCUUACAAUGCAGAUUUCGAUGGGGAUGAAAUGAAUGGUCAUUUUGUUCAAAGUUAUGCAGCAAAAGCUGAACUUGAAACAUUAGCUUCUGUUCCACAUCAAUAUUUAGUACCUAAAGAUGGAACACCACUUGCUGGGCUUAUACAGGAUCAUGUUAUAGCAGCAGUUAAAUUAACAAUGCGUGAUCGGUUUUUCGAGCAUGCUGAUUAUUUGGAUCUUGUAUAUCAUGCUCUUCGACCUUUAUUCGAUAUAAACAGACAAACAUCUUCGGGCCCACCAUCUAUUAUCACAAUUAAACCUGCAAUAUGUUGGCCGAAAUGUCUUUGGACUGGGAAACAGGUUAUUUCAACACUGUUAAUAAAUCUCACACCUUCAGGUUUAUUACCACUAAAUGCUACCCUGUUAGGUCGACGAACUAAGGCUGAACUUUGGUCUGGAGUUGCUCCCGGUGAACCAACACCAUUAUCCGAUGUAGAUUUAGUUAUAUGUGAUGGUUAUCUUGCAUCUGGCAUGUUAGACAAAUCACAUAUCGGUUCAAGCAGUACAGGUUUGAUACAUUGCGUAUAUGAAGCAUAUGGUCCUGAAUCUGCUUCAUGUUUAUUAAAUGGGAUUAGUUUACUAGCCAAUAGGUUUUUAAAAUUCAUUGCCUUCACAAUGGGUUUGAAAGAUAUUUUACUUUCACAUAGAGCAGAUGAAGAAAGACAACGUCGUUUCAGUAAUCUUAAAGAUCUUGGCCUCUGUGCUUUUGCAGACACAUUCAGUUUAAAACCAGACGAACUAACCGAAUCUAAUGUAAAGCGUUUGUAUCGUCAAGCACAAUUCCCAUCAUCAACGGACCAGUCUUCUCAAAAGCGUCUUGCUCAGUUGGACAUGGCAAUUAAAGAUAGACUAAAAAGGGCGCAAGACGCAGUAUGUGACUCUGCAAUCCCAGGAGGCUUAUAUGUUGGUUUUCCAGAGAAUAAUUUACAACUCAUGGUUCAUGUCGGUGCUAAAGGUGGUAUGGUUAAUGCUCAACAAAUGUCUGUCGCUCUUGGUCAGAUUGAAUUAGAAGGUCGUCGUGUCCCACUAAUGCUAAGUGGCAAAACGCUACCUUCGUUUCCACCUUACGAUGUUCGCCCACGUGCUGGCGGUAUGUGUACUGCUCGAUUUCUCACUUCACUACCUGCACAAGAGUUGUUUUUCCACUCGAUGGCAGGUAGAGAUGGUCUUGUUGAUACAGCUGUAAAAACUAGUCGAUCAGGUUACUUACAGAGGUCAGCUAUUAAACAUUUAGAGGAUUUAAGCAUAAGUUACGAUGGAACAGUGAGAGAUUCAGGAUCUAAUAUAAUUCAAUUUCGAUAUGGAGACGAUGGAGUGGAUGUAUGUCAAGCUGGAUUUUUACAACCUAUUGGUUUACAUUUCUUUGCUGAUAAUGUAAAUCUAAUGAAGAUGCGUUGGCAUUCUGAUAAAAUCAAUACUGAUAAUCCAGCAUAUGCUCAUUUAUUUGAGAAAAACACACUUCCUAAACCUAUACAAAUAAUGGCUGACCAAGUUGGUGUUAAGAGACAGUGUAUCCUACAUAAAACUGUAUCAAAGCACAAACUUGUCAAACUUCUCAAUAGUAGUAAGAUGGCUCAUAAAGCAUUAAAAAUAAUGGAAAAGGAAGAGCAAGCACAUGGAAAAGAUAAGUUAAUGAGUGAAAUAAUUCAUGAACCACCAUGUGCUACAGCGGCUGAAUUAAGAGAUUUAUGUUUAGCCAAAAUUAUCAACGCUCAAGCACCACCUGGUGAUCCUGUAGGUUUAUUGGCUGCACAAUCAGUUGGUGAACCUUCUACUCAGAUGACAUUGAAUACUUUUCAUUUCGCUGGACGUGGUGAAAUGAAUGUAACUCUGGGAAUACCACGCUUACGAGAGAUUCUCAUGUCCGGAUCAUCCAAUAUAAGUACACCAUGCAUGGAAGUUCCUAUAUGGCCUACAAAAGAAGCUCAACAACUUAGUGAACAAAUAGCUAAGAAAUUUUAUAAACUGAAAUUAUCUGAGACUUUAAAAUUGCCUAUUGGUCAAAAAGUGAACUAUGUAUCCGAUUCGUGUACAUUUGAAUUUAAUUUACAACCAAAAUCAGUCUAUUCUGAUCAAAGUCAUGUAACACCUGUUCGUGUUUUACGUUUUCUUGAACGUAUUCUAUUCCCAGAUUUAGCUCAUCGUUUAAAUGAAGAAUUAAAGGAUCAAGGAAAAACUAGUCUUAUAAAAAGCUUUGCCUUAUCUGCUAUGGCUCGUCAACAGCAAGCUGGUCAAAAUAAAAACUCAGAAGAACCAGCUGAGGAUGCUGAUAUUGUAAAUCAACCAGGUAUUGGUCGUACUCGUGCACAAGACGAAUGGAAUGAAGAUGAUGGACAUGAAGCUAUCAGACGCCGGCGUCUCGAAGCAAAUGCUGAAGAGGAAGAUAUUCAUGGCGGUGAUAAUAAUCGUCGUAAAAAUGGAUCUGAUCUGGAUGAAUUGGUCGAUUUAGAUUUAGACGAUGAAUAUGAUGCUGAAGCAGCUGAACUACAUGAAAUUGGACAAGAUCGUGAGAAAGAUGAUGGUGACGAUGAACAACAAGACGAUAAUGGUAAAUGGCCUUGGAAUGAAUUAUCUCCAUCGAGUAAAUUAAAGAUGCUUCUUGGCAAUCCUUCAAGAUCUGAACAUAAAACAACUACUUCAAAAGGUACAAAUUCUGAUGAAUUUAUCCAAUGGACUGGUGAUCCUGAAUUAAAUCAGUCAGAUGUAGAUGAUGAACGGGAAUUAAUCCAAGUAAAUAUGGAACGAAAUGUAGAACAAGAGAAUGCUAUAAGUCAUGAUGAAGCUCGCAAACGAAUAACGUUUGUUACCAGCCUUCACGCUCGUUUUAGUGGUUACGAUUUCGACAGAAAAAAUUCGUCACCGAAAUGGGCACGUCUUACAAUUUGUAUGUUUGAUCCUAACGAAGGACGUAUAUCUAUUGACCUAGAAACUUUAAUUAUGCGCCUUAUUAAUCGAAGCGUUGUAUCCUCUGUAUCUGGCAUCGAAAAGACCAUUAUUGAUCGUUCAAAACCAAAUCAAUGGAUGUUCCGAGUUGAAGGUAUAAACAUGAUUGAGAUGAUGCGUUAUCCACAAGUGUUUGACUUGAGUCGACUCUAUACUAACAACAUCACUGUAAUGAAUGAAACAUACGGUAUUGAAGCUGCUCGGGCAGCACUUCAAAGAGAAGUAUCUGGAGUCUUUGGUCAUUAUGGGAUUCAUGUGAAUUCAAGGCAUUUAUCACUAAUUAGCGAUUAUCUUACAAAAUUUGGCGUUUAUCAGGCUUUUAAUAGACGUUCAAUGAGUUCACAUCCAUCAAUGCUUCAGCAAAUGACCUUCGAGACUGUUGCAAAUGUUUUAAAAAAUUCAUUACAAAAUGAUUCUAUGGACAACUUAGUUUCUCCUUCUGCAAGUUUAGUUACUGGUCGAAUAGUUCAUUAUGCUGGAACAAAUUGUUUUGAACUACUUCAAAAGUUGGCUUGUUAAAUAAAAUAUACAUUUUAUCGAUAAGAAAUCAAUAGAAUUUUAUGUGUACAGUCAUACCUUCAAUGAUUUCAUAUAUGUAUGUGUGUGUACAAAAUAUUUCCAAAAUAAUAAAAUAGUUCAUUAACCUAUAUGUUUAUCCCAGUUUGAAAUUGAUGUAAAUAUAAUACAUUAAAGUAAUUGCAAUCAUCUUUUAAUU
This is a messenger RNA of Schistosoma spindalis, 5562 nucleotides long. NCBI's taxonomy places the organism in Eukaryota, Metazoa, Platyhelminthes, Trematoda, Strigeidida, Schistosomatidae. The record is from the annotation of a GenBank genome assembly.